Messenger RNA from Cladophialophora immunda, 1543 nucleotides. RefSeq lists its product as uncharacterized. NCBI's taxonomy places the organism in Eukaryota, Fungi, Ascomycota, Eurotiomycetes, Chaetothyriales, Herpotrichiellaceae. The transcript is spliced from 5 exons. Gene Ontology annotation, cellular component: membrane. The record is from RefSeq and is a predicted model, not a curated record. The coding region runs from base 328 to 1218 and encodes 296 amino acids.
GCUCAAGAGAGGUUUUCGAGGCGCCAGUUCGUCCAUCGACGACUUCACCUAGCGCCUUGUCUAUGGCGUGCACGACAAACGACCAGCGUGUGCUCUCAUGAAGAUCAGGCGCUCGUGCCUUUGUAUGUUCAUAUACAGGGGAGUUUUCUGAGCCCUCUUGAACAAGAGCAUGCAAGCGAUGGCUGCGUCCUGAUAGCCAGAGAACAUAUAUAAGUCGACAGCACAGGGACUUUGACAACUCGUCCAGCAUUUUAGCCAUUCUCUCUCUCUCUAUCCCAUUCCACAAUAGCCUUCCAUAUCCCGCACCAAGCCCUCUUAUCACCCACGAUGUCUGAACCAGACACCUCAGUCGCCAUCAAUCCGUACCUCCACCACGUGGCAAAGGGCGCCUCAUCCGCCUUCGCCGUUCUCUUCUUCUUGUCCUUCCUCUUGCACAUCUAUCAAAGCAGCAAGUACAAGUCAUGGUAUUACACCAUGUGUCUUCCCAUGGCAGCCGGCCUGGUAGUUGGCGGGUUUAUAUGUCGUGAAAUCUCGGCAUUCAAUGGCUCUGAUCAAGUCAGCGCUGUCGAGGGACUCUUUUAUACUGCGACUUACGUCUUCACCGUUCCACUUUAUGCCUUAAUCCUUCAUCUCGACUACCACCUCCCCACCUAUCCACCAGCAUUGGUUCCUCGAAUCCAUCCGCCGCUGUACCUUCUGCUCAUCUCCAUCUUCACCUCCGCCAUCAUCGCUUGCACCGCCCAGGGCUGCGCGACUUACUUCUCUCCCGAGGGUCGGUCAUCCGGCGAGCUCACUUCGGGGCUGCGUCUCGUCAAAGCAUCCCUCUUUCUACAGCUCUUUCUCAACCUGCUUCUCAUCAUAAUCCUCAAAGUCUGGCUGAUCAGGCUGUGCAUCCGACGCCGUCGGCCGGCCCAGCAGACGUCCAGCCCACCCCACGAUGUGGCCAAAGUUGUCGGCCUCGUCUUCUUCCUGCUCGGGUUGAUCGUCCUGACGAAUGUCUUCCGCACAGUCCAAAUCUACGCUCAGCCGACUUCACGGCUCUGGACCACCGAGGGGUGGUUCUGGGGGUUUAUGGUCGCAGAGUGGGUGCUGUAUAGUGCGGCAUGGCAUUUGAUGCAUCCCGGGCGCAUGAUGAACCAACGUGGAUGGGGACAGUGCUGUCACAGGUCAAACCGCGGUGGCAGUGGGAACGAGCAGACCCCUGCUCGGAAGGUCUGACGCAGUAUCGGAGGGACAGAGGAAGGGAGGGAGGAAGAACGAGAAGAGAGAGUAGGACAAGCUGCUGUGAGGCAAAGAAACCCUCGUUUGAAAAAGUCCAGAAUAAGGGAUAAGGCUGUGUGGUUUCAGGGACAGAGGUUUCUCGUGCGAAUAACACUGGGGUAGUAGGGAUAGGUCGACUGGCUCUCCUGACUUUUACCGUUAUAGCGUUCUUGUGGCCACCCAUAAUCCGUGGAGAGGGAUGAGGCCGCGUUUGAGCUCACUGAGCCACCAAUCAAGUCACUUCUUACGACUGAGUGCGAGACCGAUUGAUCCGACAUCCAAG